Tetrahymena thermophila SB210 is the source of this 351-nucleotide messenger RNA. RefSeq lists its product as hypothetical. The transcript has a single exon. The record is from RefSeq and is a predicted model, not a curated record. Lineage: Eukaryota; Ciliophora; Oligohymenophorea; Hymenostomatida; Tetrahymenidae.
AUGUUCUAAGUGCGAAGCAAUAUCAGCGAAUUAUGUAAAAAUAGGAAUAGGACUAUUAGCAUUCAUACUAAUUAUCUAUUUUAUUAUUUAUAGCAAUUUUAAUAAAAUUUAGAAUAUCAUUUAUCAGCAGUAUCUCAUGAAAAUGAAUAUAAUUUUUAUAGGAACUAGUUUUACUAAAUUAGGUUUAGCUUCAGUCUACAUCAAAAUUGUAUCAUUUCAUGCAUCGAUUAUUAUUUUUCUUCAAAAUUAAUUGGAGAUCAACUUAAAGGACACAAUACUUUCUAUGUCACUUUAAUAUGCUGUUAAUCCUAUUUAGAGCAGUUUUGCCUCAGUUAAUUGCCUUCUAUAUGA